AUGGCUGUGCGCGGUCUCCCGCUCUGCCUGCUGGCCGUCAGCUGCGCGAUGCCUGCGCCGAGCCUGGGCCAGGGCUGUGCCGCGCAGCGAAUGGACAACGCCAUCAUCGAUAUCAACUUGUCUCUCCCCAUGGGUAUCCGAGGUGCGGAACCAGUGCACGUUUCAACACCAGAGGCUUGCAUACAUGCCUGCUGCUUGGGAAAAAAGCUGUCAGGAGACAAGAAAUGUAACUUUGUGAUUUUUGAUGCUCAAAGGACAAGCACACAACCAAACUGCUACUUGUUUUAUUGCCCUAGCACAGAGGCUUGUCCUAUGAAACCUGCAAUGGGGCUUGUGAGCUACAAGAUAGCUCAAGACACCCAUGCUCUGGAGGACACAUCCUUCAAAAAUGAGGACUUCAAUUCAAAUGAACGCUCUGUACCUUCAGAUGCCAGAGCUUUUAUUUCUCAAAGUCAGGCUAGCCAUCAGAAUCAUACCCCUGCUUUGCAUCAAUCUGUUUUUCAUCAAGCAUCUGAAUUCUUGAACCAUAUGGAUAAACAUGUAGACAGCACUGAAUUUCAUACAGUUUUCCCUGAGUCACAAAGGGCAGACAAUCCCAAGACUUUAGACCCCUUGCCAAGGCAGAAAGUAAUUAAUCCACCACCAAAUACAUCAUCUACUGUUCAAAUUGGAAACCCUUCUGCUUUGUUCCCCACCACUAAGUCUAAUGUUCCCAGUCCCAGCAGUACUACUGUUACUCCUCUGCCUACAAGUACUGUCAGACUGAAAUCUCAUACAACUUCUUUGUUUACAGGUGGUGCCAAAGCUGGUACUGUCACUAGGACAACAACCUUUAUGCUUACUGCAAUUGCUAGAGCUGAACCUGGUAUCCCUACUGCCAAGAUUGCUGCUACUCAUGUUUUUCUUUCCAGUCCCACAACUUCUGCUUCUACUUCUACAGCCAAAUGGGUGACCUCAAAUCCUGUAACAGCCACCAGCUCAGCAGGGCUCAGAACUUCAUCCAUACCUCCUGAGCCAACAGCUGUCUCUGCCAGUUAUACCAGUCAUGUUACCCUUGUCUCUUUUUCAAGUUUUGCUCUCUCUACUAGUGCUUCCCCCGUGGCUUCCCAAAACAACCAUCAGGGUUAUGACCCAUCUGAUUCGGAAGACCACCUCUCAGAGUACGUUCAGAGAAGAAAAGGCUUUGUUCAGCUGGAAGACAAAAGCAGACUUGUAGUGGCUUUACUUUUUGGGGUGAUAUUCUUGCUCUUAGUUAUUGCACUCACAGGGAAGAAAAUGCAUGAAUCUCUUCAGAAGAGACAAUAUACCAGGUUGGAUUAUUUGAUCAAUGGAAUGUAUGCUGAUGUAUGAUGGAGCAUAGGGAAUAGAUUGUUAGGAGCAUUUAUCAUCUUUGUGAGAACUACUCUGAAAGUGAAGAGUGAAUAUGAAAUCUCAGACGAGGAUGCAUUCCUUUUUUGGUCACCAGUGGCCACAUGGUUUUGGUGGGGAAGAGAACUGCUGUUUCAGACUGAAUUAUAAUGCCUAUCAUUUGAGUUAGUAUCAAAUCCUAAGUGCAGACACUCAAGCUAAGCAAAGAAGUUCUCGUAUUUAAGGAGAAAAAUAAUUUCAAGAGUAUGGUCUGUGACUAGAUUAGCAGAAUAGAAUUUGACCUAAUUAAUUGUGCAGCACAUGAGCACUUUCAAUGUUUUUUGCCUCCAAGUACAUCAGUAUUACACAAGUCUGGCAUCAUGUAAGUGUAUAUGGCAUCCUGUAUACUCUAUCUGAGCCUUAAGUGAGUAUUGGGUAGUAGUAUAUAGCAUCCAAAUGGUUUUAGGUACAAGGAGUAAACUGUUGUAUUCAAAAUGUGUUUGGCUUAACUUUCCUUAGCUACAUUGUGUUCAUUGAUAUUUAUCUUGAAUGCUUCCAUGUGCAUAAAUCAUAAGCUAUACUUAAAACCACCUGCUGCAAAUUUUAGUUUGCCUUUUGUGAAGAGAGCACCACCCUCUAGCAGGAUUCUUUGCAGGAUAUGUCAAAUAGUUUUUAUCAUAUUUAGUUAAAAAAAGCUGGAAUCUUUUUUUUUUUUUUUUUUUUUCCAUGUCAAAUAGCACAAGCAAGCAACUUGGUGUAUACCAGAGAAUCUGUUCUACUAUACCUCAACCUAUUAUAGUUGAAACUUAACAAUUAAUUGUAGAGCAGAUGGAAACUUGUGAAGGAACUGAGCAAAGACAACAGCUGUAUUAUCAGCAGAGGACACAGAAAAAGUAUGGUUUCUAGUUCCUGAAUAUCUAGACAGAUUGAAGGGAAUUAAGAAAGUAUUAAAUAACAUUGAUGGAUGUGUUGUGCAAGAGUCCCAAACUCAGAGAUAUUUCCUGCAGUCAGAGAAGCAUUACCUUAAACAACUUUGCAUUAUCUUUCUGCUUCUAGCAUUCUUUUAUUUCCCUCACCAGUCUAGUGGCUCUUAAAAGCACUGCUUGCAACAGGGCUAGAGAUGAUAGGAGCACACACAGAAUCACAGGACCUCAAGAGAUCAUUGAGUCCAAUCCUCCUGCUUAAACAGGUUCCCUACAGUAGAACACACAGGUAGGCAUCCACAUGUGUCUUGAAUAUCUCUGUAGAAGGACAGUCCACAAACUCUGGGCAACUUAUUCCGAUCCAUCACCCUUAUUGUCAAGAAGUUCUGUAUGUUUGCAUGGUACUUCCUAAAUACAAGAUUUAGGCCAUUUCUCCUUGUCCUACCACUACACAUCACAGGGAAGAUCCUGUCCUCAUCCAUUUGCCUCCCAACUCCCUUUAGACCUUUAUGAACAUUAAUCAGAGCUCUAGAACUCUGGGUAGAACUCUACAUGUUCUCAAAGCACAUCUUUUUUACUUCUGGCAUCAUGUUCAUAUGACCGGUAGUAAGCACGGCUUCUCUGUAUGUUUCCCUGCCUCUGGAAUAAGAGGCAAAUGAGAGUGCCUGUAAGCAUCCAGUGUUUGAACCUCCAGUUCAAACUCACUUUUUUUCCACACCAUGAUCAGUCUUAAUCUGUUUUCAGAAUGAAACCCUAGAUAUUAUCUGUGGGAGGCAGCAUAAUCAACUACAAACAUCAAGAUAGAGAAGGAAAGGUGCCUUAAGAAUAGGAACAAAUAAUUAUAUUACAAAAUAUGCUAAGUAACCCACGUCCACGAGGUUCUUAGAUCUGUCAAGUUUACUGCAGCAGGAAGCAGUCAUGAUCUAAAAAUGGCCUCAAGGCAAGUUUUUUGGGAGCUCUAACAAUAACUUUAUGCAGAAAAUUCUCUGAAAAUUACAUUAUUCAAUGAUCAAAGACAUGUCAGUGUUCCUUAUGUCAAGAAGUUGAACUCUUGCUGUAUGGAGGCUGCAAGUUACUUUAUAGAUACAAAAACAUUUGUUUUUUCUACAUUACUUCUGUCUGACAAUGCUUACAUAAAAAACACUCUGGAUAAUAUCUUAGAAUUGAAUAAAUUUGCAGAAGUAUCUCAAGUUGA
Molecule: messenger RNA, 3465 nt
Organism: Lagopus leucura (white-tailed ptarmigan)
Lineage: Eukaryota; Metazoa; Chordata; Aves; Galliformes; Phasianidae
Gene: MANSC1
Product: MANSC domain containing 1
Exons: 3
Coding region: 1-1350 (449 amino acids)
Source: RefSeq, a predicted model, not a curated record